Messenger RNA from Staurois parvus, 359 nucleotides. Lineage: Eukaryota; Metazoa; Chordata; Amphibia; Anura; Ranidae. The record is from the annotation of a GenBank genome assembly.
CUAGGCAUGCAGACUGCUUCUACAAACAUUUGUGAAAGAAUGGGUUACUCUCAGGAGCUCAGUGAAUUCAAGUGUGGUACUGUGAUAGGUUGCCACCUGUGCAAUAAGUCCAUCUGUGAAAUUUCCUUGCUACUAAUUAUUCCACAGUCAACUGUUAGUGGUAUUAUAACAAAGUGGAAGCAACUGGGAACAACAGCAACUCAGCCCCAAUGUGGUAGGCCACUGGACUCUAGAGCAGUGGAGACGUAUUCUCUGGAGUGACGAAUCACGCUUCUCUGUCUGGCAAUCUGGUGGAUGUGUUUGGGUUUGGUGGUUGCCAGGAGAAUAGUACUUGCCUGACUGCAUUGUGCCAAGUGUAA